AUGACUGCCGUUGUUCGAUUUGUCACUGUGUCUAAAAACACCGUGGAAAUUUGCGAGCAUUUCAUUGGCUUCGUUGUUGUGGACGAUACAACUGGUAAGGGAUUGUAUGAAACGUUGUUAGAUAUCUUGAAAUCAAACAAUCUUGAAUUGAAUAACUGUCGGGGUCAAGGGUAUGACAAUGGCAGUAAUAUGAAAGGUAAAAAUAGUGGUGUUCAGGCCAGAAUUUUGAAGGAUAAUAAAAGAGCGUUUUUUGUUUCCUGCAGUUGUCACAACCUCAACCUAGUAGUUUCAGAUGCCGGACAUUCGUCCGUCACAGCUGAACUAUUCUUUGGUGUUCUUCAAAGGCUAUUCGCAGUCUUCGCUGCUUCAACCCAGAGGUGGCAAAUAUUAAAGGAGCACGUUAAUAUCAGUGUGAAAUCAUUGCCUGAAACUCGCUGGGAAGGGAAAAUAAAUGCUGUAAAAGCUGUGAGGUUCCAAAUAGCAGAAAUCAGAGAUGCGUUGCAGGAACUUUGUCGAAUGUCGCAAGUAUGGUAUGAUGUACUGCAAGUGAUCAACAGAAUCAGUAAAGCUUUACAAUGUCCGAAAGUUGAUUUGCAUACUGCGAUGAACAUGAUUGAUGGUGCUCUUCUUCAAUUACAAACCUUUCGAGAAUCCGGUUUCGAAACUUGCAUAGCCACCGCUAAAAAAAUGGCUGAGAAGUUAGAUAUUUCACAAACUUUAACCGAAUCACGUACCCCACGAACAAGACGAUUCUUUGAUUAUGAGUCUCAGCACGACGAACGACCUAGCGAUCCGAUGAAAAGGUUAGAAAUUGAAUUUUUCAACAAAUUAUGCGAUAUAGCGAUAUCAAGCCUACGCGAACGUUUCGAAAUGACCCAAAACGUUUGUGAACCAUUUAGUAUCAUCCGAAACUCGGAUAAUUUUAUGAGAUUGGACAGAACCCAAAUUUUGACUAAGUCCAAGGCUUUAGAAAAUUAUCUGACUGGUGAAGACGAGAACAGUGACAUUGAUGGUUGGGAGCUUGCCGAAGAACUGGAAUCUUUAAAAGCUUACUUCGUAGCCGCUGGAAUGACCGACUGGAGUGCACUCGUUAUGAUAUCGCACAUUAUUGAUAAAGGUCUGGAUGAGAUAUAUCCAAAUUUCACUGUGACCUUAAGAAUUUUCUUAACAUUACUAGUAACCUCCGCGUCGGGUGAAAGGACCUUCUCAAAGCUAAAGCUCAUCAAAACUUACCUGCGAUCCACUAUGUGCCAAGAUCGACUGAAUGGUUUAGCUGCGAUGUCAAUUGAGCAUGGAAUUUGCAACGAGUUGAAUUUCAGCGAUAUUAUAGCAUCUUUUGCGAACAAAAAAUCUCGCAAAGUCCCACUUUAA
This is a messenger RNA of Neodiprion fabricii, 1371 nucleotides long. RefSeq names its product zinc finger MYM-type protein 1-like. The transcript has 2 exons. The coding region runs from base 1 to 1371 and encodes 456 amino acids. The record is from RefSeq and is a predicted model, not a curated record. NCBI's taxonomy places the organism in Eukaryota, Metazoa, Arthropoda, Insecta, Hymenoptera, Diprionidae. Gene Ontology annotation, molecular function: protein dimerization activity.